AUGGUUGAAAUUGCUAAUGCUCACAACGACUUGAUCCACGAUGCAGUACUGGACUACUAUGGCAAGAAGUUAGCAACAUGUUCAUCUGAUAAAACUAUCAAGAUAUUUGAAGUGGAAGGUGAAUCGCAUAAAUUAGUCGAUACCUUGGUUGGUCAUGAGGGACCAGUAUGGAGGGUCGAUUGGGCACACCCUAAGUUUGGUACUAUUUUAGCAUCAUGUUCAUAUGACGGUAAAGUUAUUAUAUGGAAGGAGGAGAAUGAUAGAUGGUCUCAGAUAGCCGUUCAUGCAGUUCACACGGCUUCGGUGAAUUCUGUACAAUGGGCCCCUCACGAAUAUGGAGCAUUGUUACUAGCGGCAUCAUCUGAUGGAAAAGUUUCUGUAGUUGAGUUCAAAGAAAAUGGUACAGCAACUCCUCUUAUUUUUGAUGCACAUGCUAUUGGUGUAAAUGCUGCAUCAUGGGCACCUGCCACUGUUGAAGGGGGGAACAAUCCUGGUGAAGCACCAAAGGAAGUGCGCCGCUUUGUAACAGGUGGUGCUGAUAACCUUGUUAAGAUAUGGAGAUAUAAUCCCGAAACGCAGUCAUAUUUGGUCGAAGAUACCCUAGAGGGUCACUCAGAUUGGGUUAGGGAUGUGGCAUGGUCACCAUCUGUAUUGCUGCGUUCUUACAUUGCAAGUGUUUCUCAGGAUCGGACUUGUAAUAUUUGGACUCAAGAAGAUAAUACAGGACCAUGGGUAAAGACGCAAUUGACUCCAGAAGAAUUUCCAGACGUAUUAUGGAGAGCAAGUUGGUCUCUAUCGGGGAACAUAUUAGCAAUUUCCGGUGGUGAUAACAAGGUAACACUAUGGAAAGAAAAUCUGAACGGAAAAUGGGAAUCAGCCGGAGAAGUCAAUCAAUAA
Nakaseomyces glabratus is the source of this 897-nucleotide messenger RNA. It is a transcript of the gene SEC13, whose product is annotated as GTPase-activating protein SEC13. Gene Ontology annotation, biological process: positive regulation of TOR signaling; protein import into nucleus; COPII-coated vesicle budding. The record is from RefSeq and is a predicted model, not a curated record. Gene Ontology annotation, molecular function: protein binding; structural molecule activity. Gene Ontology annotation, cellular component: nuclear pore outer ring; COPII vesicle coat. Lineage: Eukaryota; Fungi; Ascomycota; Saccharomycetes; Saccharomycetales; Saccharomycetaceae.